CGCACUGCAAGCAAUCGGCUCAUCUCGUUUCUGGUUCACCUUGUCGCAACUGGGCCCAUGCUGUACCUCUCCGCCCGUCUCCAUCAAUCCUGCUUGGUCUCCUCUGCGAAUCUUGAGCAAUGGCCUCAUCAUACUUCGAGAUUCUGCCCAAGGCCUCCCUGACAGCACCUCUUGCCGUCCUAGUCACCACAUGGCUCCUGUAUCUCGUGUCGCUGGCUGUGAAUCGGCUGUACCUCUCGCCGCUUGCAAAAUUCCCUGGACCGAAAGCCGCCGCCUUAUCACGAUGGUACGAACUCUACUACGAGGUCGUCCUGAAGGGCCAGUAUUCCCGGAGGAUAGAUGAGAUGCAUCGGGAAUAUGGGCCUAUUGUUCGAGUCGCACCAGAUGAGCUCCAUAUCAAGGACAGUGACUUCUUCGACGAACUAUAUGUCAAAGUCCCCCGGGUGGAUAAGCAUGACUGGGCGGCUGGAAGGUUUGGGAACCAUGGCUCCAUCAUCACUACUGCAGAUUUUGCUCUACAUCGUCGUCGCCGUGCCGCCCUCAAUCCUUUCUUCUCCAAACGGUCAAUUGUGGAUUUUCAGCCAGUGAUUCGCCAGAAAGUUGAGCUGCUGAGCAAGAAGGUCCGCGAGUACAAGGCGAAGGACGCUCCAGUGGUCCUGAGCGAGGCAUUUCCAGCUUUUGCGGGCGACAUCAUCACAGAAUACUCCUUUGGCAUCUGCUAUAAUCACUUGGAUUCUCCAGAUUUUUCAGAAUCCUUCCACGCUGCGUUCAUGGCCGUCGGUGAGUUUGGCCAUGUUGCAGUUCAGUUUCCGUGGUUUCACCCGCUCUUGAAUUCUCUUCCUCAUGGUCUUGUUCGGAAAAUGCAGCCAGCUCUGGGGAGCUUACUCCGGCUUCAGGUUGAUCUGCGGAAUAUGAUCAAACGGCUGACUGAAGGGGAUGGACUGGGAGAGGGCAAGUUUUCCCAUCGCACAAUCUUCCACGACUUGCUGCAAAGUGCUCUCCCGCCCGAGGACAAGGGGAACCGCCGCAUGGCAGACGAAGCCCAAACGGUCAUCGGAGGUGGCCUCGAGACGACUGCUUGGGCAUUGAGCGUGGCGUCAUUCCACAUCGUGAACAACCCCAAGAUUUACCAGCGGCUUCACGAAGAGAUUGUCCAAGUGAUGCCCGACGCAGCCUCCAUCCCCGAUCUGCUGGAAGUCGAAAAGCUGCCAUACCUGCGGGCCUGCAUCACCGAAGCCGUCCGCCUCUCUUAUGGCAUUUCUGCCCGGAAUCCUCGGGUGCUCAACCAACCGCUUCAGUACAAGCAGUGGACCAUCCCCCCACGAACGGUGGUCGGCAUGUCGAUUGUGGAUGUCCAUCAUGACGAGGCUAUCUUCCCCGACUCCCAUUCAUACAUUCCAGAACGGUGGCUCGGGAACCCCAAAGCACCCAAUGGGUCGCCGCUUGAUCGCUACUUUGUCGGCUUUGGGAAAGGGAGCAGGAGCUGCCUCGGGAUAAACUUGGCCUACGCUGAACUGUUCCUUCUCAUGGCGGCUCUUUUCCGACGAUUCUGGUUUGAAUUGUUCGAGACGGAUAAGUCGGAUGUGGAGUUGAAGCAUGAUUUCUUUCUGCCGAGUCCGAAGUUGGACUCCAAGGGCGUGAGAGUCAAGGUGGUGGAGGUCUACGAGUGAAGUGAUGCUUACGGCUGGGCUGCCUGGUGAUCAUACAUAUCUCUCUCUUUCCACUAUUUCUACACGAGCUCCAUCUGCUUUUGGCCAUCACCCCCUUUUCAUCCCUAUUCCAGGGAUCACGGCGAAGUACCAUUGCAUGGACCAAU
Molecule: messenger RNA, 1816 nt
Organism: Cladophialophora immunda
Lineage: Eukaryota; Fungi; Ascomycota; Eurotiomycetes; Chaetothyriales; Herpotrichiellaceae
Exons: 6
Coding region: 120-1670 (516 amino acids)
Molecular function (GO): heme binding; oxidoreductase activity, acting on paired donors, with incorporation or reduction of molecular oxygen; iron ion binding
Source: RefSeq, a predicted model, not a curated record